Molecule: messenger RNA, 1190 nt
Organism: Prorocentrum cordatum
Lineage: Eukaryota; Dinophyceae; Prorocentrales; Prorocentraceae
Source: the annotation of a GenBank genome assembly
GCAAUGCAAUAUUCCUGCGGAGACAAUACAAUGCAAUACUCCUGCGGGCCAUCCUGCAGUUCGCUCGCGCCUGGUUCGGGGACUUCCAGCAUAUUACUUCCACUUUCAACGUGGCGGAGGAUGCGCCAGCGCCGCCGCCAGUCGAUGUCAAGGAGCUCUGGGAUGAAUUGCGCGGCACGCCCCAGCAGGACUUGCACCUCGACUUCUGGCGCGCGAGGCUGCAGUCGCACGCGCAGAGAGCACGGGGCCCCAUGACGAAAGCGCUCCUGGCUGGCAGGGGCGAGAUCUCCGCCAUGAGAGGUGCAGAGGAGAAGCGCGCACUCGAGCGCCAGCUGACCAGUGGCAUCGUACCACGUGGGCACCGCGGGCAGCAAAAGGGUAAGAUGUGGGACCCCAUCGUGGGCAAGGACAUGAAUCUGCCCUUCGCUGACUACGUCAGUACUCGAAUGCACUUCGAGAAGUUACUGGUGCUCUGGUGUGGCGGCGGGCGGCAGAAAACGCCGACAGCUGUUGGGGCAGCGAACCAUUUGGCCGAAUAUUACGACGUUGGCCACUACUGCGAAGCUUCCAGUCCGGAUGCGCUGAAGCCCGCUCAGGAAUAUGUCGGCAGGUGCGUGCCUGUGAUCUUGGAGGAGCUGCCUGCCAAGGACGUCAGCCAGAAAGGCCGAAAGAAGCAGCUCUUCGAGAUUCGGAGCGGCGGACAGCGCCGCGUCCGCAACGAACCAAUGAAGAAAAGGUUGUUCUUCGUGCACGUGGGUGAUCUGGUGAUUGCCCCAUCGGGGGUGGCCGCGCAUGAGGCCGAUUUGGAUGCAAUUGUGGCCGAGGGUAAGCGGCGGCGAUUGGAGCUGCAGGAUAUCACAGCUUCAGAAUCGGAUCUCACACCGACGACGGCGGGCAGUGCAUAUGUGGAGGCCAUGAGUACACCAGGAGAGAGCGAUGAUGAGGACGAUGUGCCUGACAAUGCAGCUUCUGCUUCCUCGUCCGACGCCUCGCAGCUUCCCGUUGGCGCAUCUGGGCCGCCUGGCGGCCAGCCGCUCAUUGCUCGCCUGCCCGAGUUCGUUGCCGUCUACUUGGUUUUUGCCGCAGGUGUUCUCGUCCGCGUGGGCGAGAUGGCGGGAGAAGUCCACCGGCACUACUUGACAGCGUUGCGAAGCGUGCAGCCUGACAUGGCCGAUGCCUAUGAGAACACC